GUCAGUUCACUGAUACUUAUGUUACUCUUUGGUUCACUGUAUGAUUUUGACAUUUCAUGUCGUGUUAUUGUGAGUGUUGUAUCAGCGUUGUUAUUGUUUUUAAGAUAGAAAUCUAGUAGUGACCCUAAAGUGAUCUUAUCCAAAUAAAAAAUGUUUAUUACUUCUUCGCUCGUACUUCCAAGAUCGAGGGCGAACGCUGACAGUGAUCGUCUUGCGAAGCCCUACUGCCACUGUUGGAACCAACGAGCUCCGAUGUCGUGGAAACAGCUGAACUCGUGUUCCUGUGGAGAGGAUAAAGACUGUAAUGAAUGGAACUGGGAACAACCGCAAACGAGUGGAACAAGCUGGGUGGUAAUCAGUGAAGAUCAAAAACAAGUGACAUUCCACCCAUUCUACAGCUCAGGCACUGCGGCAGUACGAGGAAACAUGCCAUUACAACAUAAUUAUCAUUAUUACUGGGAGGUGAAGAUGCUCACAGAAACAUAUGGAACAGAUAUUAUGGUGGGUAUAGGCACGGACAAAGUGAAUAUAGCAGAUUCCCAGUUCAAGUUCACAUCGCUGCUGGGGCAGGACGAGGAGUCAUACGGGCUGUCGUACACGGGCGCGGUGCACCACGGGGCCACGGUGACCCGCGACUCGGCGGGAUUCUGUCGCGGCACUAUCGUAGGAGUGCGGCUGGAUAUGUGGCGAGGGACGCUGGAGUUCUACCUAAACAGAAAGCCGCAAGGUAUAGCGUUUUACAACCUGCGUCGCCACCAAGCCCUGUACCCGAUGGUUUGCUCGACCGCGGCGCAGUCGUCCAUGCGGCUCACAUACGCGGCGUCGUGGCGCGCCUCGCUUCUGGUAGACGCGGCUAAAACGCUCGCCGCCGCGUCUCGAACGCGCACCCGUCUACCACCCGGCCUGUGGUACAAACUACGCUCACAGUUCUGGCUCACGCUGCCUAAUGAGGGUUGUUUGCUCGACGACGAGGACGAGGAAAGUAUGCAAGUGUCAGAGUCCCUUCAACUGGCGCCCAACGUGAGUCGCGCGGGCAUGAAGCGUCGCUACUGGCAGACGUCGCCGCUGCCCCCCGCGUCGCCAGAACGCGCCACUUGCCAAACAUUACCCUAACCUAAUCUACUCCAUUCGGAGUCACGGCCAGUUUCAAUAAACAAAUUCCAGUACCAGCGACAACGGUUGACUAGAGCCGAGGUCCGAGUCUCAGAGAUACCCUUAGUUGAACCGACCCCCUCAAGUUUGAGUGGUCUCCAGACGGAGAGGAGAAUCCCCCCGUGGGGAGAUACCAUCCGCCUGGAAUACCUCUAGAGGCACUCGUCAAUUCUCGGCUUAGGAUCCCCUUAGGAUCUCGCCGUCUCCAAACCCGGUGACGCUGCAAAGGUCAUCUGCAUAAACGCUCAAAAAAAAGACUCCAAUAAUGCCGCAAUAGGGGUGAUGACGGGGAACAGUAAACGAAAUUCUAUAUAUUCCGUCAGUUAGAUGAUCAAAAAAUAAUGGACACGUAUUUUUUCUUUGGGCAAUCAACCAAAAAAUGACAAAGUUAUAGCGCGUCAAAGUUUGGGAGUAGGGGCUCGUGACGUCACUUUUUAGUGAAUUUUCACUUAAAAGUGUACUCAAAUGUCCGUCAUGCGACUUUUCAAAUCAAUAUAUUUCUGCAAUGUUUAUAUUAUGUGAAAAAAGAAAAAAUACGUGUCCAAUACUUUUUGAUAAUCUACCUGAUAAACGAAGAAAAAAAAAUAGUCAUCAUCCCUAUUACAUUAGGUCGUCAACCCGAAAGGCAUUACUCGAAUUCGGGCACCCGAAGCAAUAUUUACACUGGAAUACGGGCUGAAAGACGGUGUCGGUUAAAAAAAUGGAAAUCUACCCGAAUACUACUCGACUCCUUUCAUUUACACUUAGGCCCGUAUUAUAGAAAGAUUCUCAGUGAUUGAUCUAAUCUUGAGCAUAGUUAGAAAGGGAUGUCGCUAUAUAUAGCACAUAGCGAUAUCCUUUUCUAACUUUACUCAAGUCAAGAUCUACACUUAGUUGUCAUUCUAUAAUACGGGCCUUAGUCGUUUAGCAGAAUUCCAUUGGCACUCGUAUUCGGGGUAGCGACCAAGUGUAAUCGCGUCAUAAGAGAUAGGCGGUUUUGUUGCAAAGAUGUUUUUAUUGUUAUCACUAUAGUAACAACUGUUUCUAAGAAACGAAACCAGAUUAUCCUGGUUUAUACGUGAGGUUGAAUAUUUAAACUGGCCGUUACUCAUUAUGCCGUGUCUUCACAUUGACACCCUUUGUACCUUUAGUGCGAUUUAAACUGCUGUGAAGUUAGCAACAAUGCGCAGGAUUCAUUUCAGUGAUUACCCACGCACAUCUUCGUCAUCCUUAAUUUCGUUUACUGCGCCACGACUUACGCUAACUUCACAUUCACGAUUACGUGCGAAUCGCACUAGAUACCAAUAUAAUGAUCAUAAAAUUAUUAUUAACACUAUCGAUCAAUUUGGAAAUAAACGCGAGAGUCUAGUAGCUAACGCUUAGACGUUUUCUACAAGAUCGAUAUAUAGAUAGAUAGAUAUCAAACGCUAAUCCAGCUUGUAAAUUUUUAUGGUAUGAUUUAGUAUACAAUACGAUAAGUUUGAUAAAAAAUAUUGGACCCAAUGUGUAGUUAAAACUUGUAUUUUAAAAGUGAAUUAAACUUGAACUAGAUACAGCAAUGUGAGGUCGCGGCAUUUUACAUGCUCUUUAACUAGACAUGAUAUUAAGUCCUUUUAUGUGAUUUUCCUAUGACAAUACUACAAUAUUUAAUUAUUUAUACUUCAGUUUAUUAACCGCCAAAUUCAUUUUUAUAUAAGUGUUAAUACUUAUAUAAAGUUGAAUUUGGUGGUCCUAUCAUAACUAAGAUCAUAUUGCUGACUCAAAAGUCUGUCUUGAGUUAUGAUGGCCUGUUUAGACCUACCGAUUUUACUUAGCGGACAAAAAAGGUACAGUUUAUAAGUAUACCUGUAGAUUUAAGUUGACUUUUCAUAUUAUGUAGAGUCUGUGCGGAAAGAGAAUGGGAUUUAGAUAGGUGGGCGAUGUAGUGCUUUUCUACCGUAUUUGUAAGGUUUUAUUCCUUUUAGACAUGAUUAAAUACAAAAAACCGCAAGAAAUCACAACAACAAACAAAUCCGUAUCAAUACAAAACUUUGACGUUUUACAGAUUGCUGGGUUUGAUUGUCAAAUAAAAAUCUUAAUGUUAGUUCCGUUUUUCGUCACGCCCAUUCUCAUUCCGCACAGAUUCUAAUGACUUAUACUUUUAUUUGAAAUGCAUGAAUGUGACAAUGUAAGUUUUUACUAAGUUAAAAAUAAUGCUUAGUUUUUCAAAAUUUAAAUUCGGAUUGAAUCGGAAGGUCUCGGACUUGGGCCAUUUAUUUGUGGCGUAUCAACUGACACAUCAUCUAGUGUCAAUAAAUCAUCUAGGAUAGCUGACACUUCGUGAUACAUAUUUAAUAUCGUAGCGUCACACAUGCUAAUUGUAACUCAAUUGUUAGCUAUAUGUAACUGCAGGCCUAUUAUCUAAGUUACAACUUCAACUAAUUUGCCGACCGGUUGCUAAACAUCUCGGCAAACUUCUGAGCUUCGACUCUAUAGUUGACAAGGAAGCCUGCGCAGAAGUAAUUUUACAUACAAAAAACGUCUACUGCGCAUGUUCAUUUGUCUCUGCUUUGGCUCAUGUAGUUAACCGCUACCUACAGCUAAACUGAAUCGCUUAAUUAGAAUAGACGCUCCAAAUUCUGCUUAAAUUAUUUAAAAAAUAAUUUUGACGCUGCCUUGCAGCUUAAGGCUAGGAAAAUUUCGACGCGGCUAAUAGGGCCGUGGUAGCAUAAUGGUGAAAGGCAAAUGCACUGCAUUCGUCCGGAUAGCGAAGGAUGCGGGUUCGAGUCCCGUCCGCUGCCUGGUCCGCGUGGAUUUUUUUUCUAGUAAACUUUUCUUUAAAUAAUUUUGAGUUUUUUUUUUAAUUAUGCGGGAUUUUUUGAAGUACCAUAAAUGAUGAUGAGUUGAUAGCACUUUUAUAUUCAUAAAAUCAAUCAGAAAUUUAAGUCGGAUUGCAGUCGUAAGUAGCUUUUGUUUAGGAAAUAGGCCUGCGGUUGCUGGUUGUCGUUUCCAACGCUACUGAUGAAAAUCAACUUUAACCGCCUAAUUAUUUGUAAUUGGCUGACGCCCCCGUGGCUGAGUGGUUUGUACGCCGGGUUUCAAAGUGUCGCCUACUAAAGAGGUCCGAAUCCCGGUGGGAGGCAGAUGUUUGUGUGAUGAAUACGAGCAUUUGUACUCCA
This is a messenger RNA of Chilo suppressalis (striped riceborer), 4289 nucleotides long. The record is from the annotation of a GenBank genome assembly. Lineage: Eukaryota; Metazoa; Arthropoda; Insecta; Lepidoptera; Crambidae.